Molecule: messenger RNA, 1881 nt
Organism: Lagenorhynchus albirostris (white-beaked dolphin)
Lineage: Eukaryota; Metazoa; Chordata; Mammalia; Artiodactyla; Delphinidae
Gene: LAG3
Product: lymphocyte activating 3
Exons: 8
Coding region: 348-1829 (493 amino acids)
Molecular function (GO): MHC class II protein binding; transmembrane signaling receptor activity
Source: RefSeq, a predicted model, not a curated record
GGAAGACAGAAGGACAGGGGCCAGGGCCCUGGGAGCAGCAGAAGGGCCUCUAGCUCAAGACAGCCACCUUACCUCCACUCUGCUCUCUGCCAGCACCCUGCCCCAUCCCCCGGGACCCCCACCCCAUCCCUGACCGCACCCUCCGGCUGCCCGAUCUGCCGGGCUUUCCUCUAGAUUCCAGCCCCCUGGUCGUUGGUUCCUCCCUCUCUCUCCAGGCCUCCAUUCCUCUUUUUCUAGAUUCUCUUUCUCCAACACCCUCUUUGCAGAACCCUCUUUUGAACAUCAGUCCUUCCCCACUUGCUGACCUCUUCCCUUUGGAGGGCUGUGUGGCCCAGGGCUCAGAGGAGAUGCGGGAGGCUCGGUUCCCGGUCUGGCUGCUUCUGCAACUGCUGUGGGCAGCUGCAGUGGAGGCUCCAGACCCUGGGGCAGAGGUCCCGGUGGUGUGGGCCCAGGAGGGGGCUCCUGCCCAGCUCCCCUGCAGCCCCACAAUCCCCCUCCAGGACCUCAGCCUUCUGCGAACAAGACAAGUCACUUGGCAGCAUCUACCAGACAGUGAGCCCGCGGCGCUCUCCCCCCGGGGCCCGGGGCCCCGCCGCUACACGGUGCUUAGGCUGGCUCCCGGAGGCCUGCGCGUCGGGAGGCCGCCCCUGCAGCCCCACGUGCAGCUGGAUGAGCGCGGCCUCCAGCGCGGGGACUUCUCGCUGUGGCUGCGCCCGGCCCGACGCGCCGACGCCGGCGAGUACCACGCCGCUGUGCGCCUCGGGGACCGCGCUCUCGCCUGCCGCCUCCGUCUGCGCGUGGGCCAGGCGGCGGUGACUGCCAGCCCCCUCGGGUCUCUGUGGACCUCCAGUUCCGUCAUUUUGAACUGUUCCUUCAGCCGCCCUGAUCUCCCGGCCUCUGUGCACUGGUUCCGGGACCCAGGCAGAGUCCCCGUUCAGGAGUCCCCCCAUCACCUCUUAGCCGGAAACUUCCUCUUCCUGCCCCAUGUCAGCCCCUUGGACUCCGGGACCUGGGGCUGCACCCUCACCUACAGAGAUGGCUUCAAUGUCUCCACCACGUACAGCCUCACUGUUCUGGGCCUGGAGCCCCCAGUCCCUCUGACAGUAUACGCUGGAGCUGGUUCCAGGGUGGAGCUGCCCUGCCACCUGCCUCCGGGUGUGGAGACCCAGUCUUCCCUCACUGCCACAUGGACCCCUCCUGGGGGAGGCCCCGACCUCCUGGUGGCUGGAGACCAUGGCAACUUUACCCUUCUACUAGAGGCUGUGGGCCAGGCCCAGGCUGGGACCUACACCUGCGGCGUCCACCUGCAGGGGCAGCAGCUCAGUGCCACUGUCACUUUGGCAGUCAUCACAGUGACUCCCAAAUCCCAUGGAUCACCUGGCAACCUGAGAAAACUGCUUUGUGAGGUGACUCCGGCAUCUGGACAAGAACACUUUGUGUGGAGCCCCCUGGACGAGUGGUCUCGCAGGACCUCCGCAGGCCCCUGGCUGCUGAUGCCGGAGGCCAGGCUCCUUUCUCAGCCCUGGCAGUGCCGUCUGUACCAGGGGCAGAGGCUUCUCGGGACCGCCGUAUACCUCGCUGAGCUGUCCCGCCCAGGCGCCCAACGUUCCGGGGGAGCCCCGGGGGCCUGGGAAACAGGCCACCUUCCUCUCCUCAUCCUUGGGAUCCUCUUCCUCCUCGUGUUGGUGACUGGAGCCUUUAGCUUUCACCUUUGGAGAAGACGGUGGCGACCAAGAAGGUUCUCUGCCUUAGAGCAUGGGACUCACCCACCUCAGCCUCAGGGCAAGACAGAGGAUCCGGAGCCGCAGCCGCAGCUGAAGCAGCCCUGAGCUGGAGCCGGGCAGCCCCUGCAUCUCCGCACUUCAGUGCAAAUAAACUCCC